Messenger RNA from Phyllotreta striolata, 4971 nucleotides. Lineage: Eukaryota; Metazoa; Arthropoda; Insecta; Coleoptera; Chrysomelidae. The record is from the annotation of a GenBank genome assembly.
AUGACAUCGGUACCGGGCUAUAUAAUACAACGAGUGAAUCAAGUCUUCCGUUCCAGGUACAAAAAAAAUGCUGCAGGACCUGACAUAGAGGGCUGGUCUCCGCGCGGGAGGCCCGCUGGAAUGCUCAUAAUGCCUUCGGUGCUCGAAGAGGUGGAGGACAAUUCCACGUUCACGGCCCUGGUGGAUUCCGGCGGCAUCACCGUCGUGCCGCCAAGUCCUUCUUCGAAGCCCCUGAAGGGCAUCGGCGACGUACGGGCGCUCCUACAGCAGGGCCGCAAGCAGGAGGUGAAGCAGCUACUGCGGAGCAACUCUUGGCCGGUGAACAGCCCCAUACGGAGGGAUUUGUGGCAGCUGUUGUGCACUCAGCAUCAAAAUGACAAGUCGAAUUUCAUGGACGGGUUCUAUUGGGAGAUGGUCAAUCAAGUAUUCGGGACCACGGAAUUGCCGGACAAAUCAAUCAGUCUACCUCCGUUCGUAGAACCUUCUCAUUGUCAAUCGUACUACAUGACCCAUAAAGGUAGAUGCAUCACCGAUCGUGUAGUGUCUGUGUUGGGAUAUGCCUGUCCCGAUAUUGUUUACAGCCCUAUUAUUUACCCCAUUUGUGCGUUGCUUCUUCAUUUUAUGACUGAAGAGGAAGCGUACCAUUGCAUGGCGAGUUUAGUGGCAUCGAAAGAAAAGGUAUUCAUCACGCAAACGAAACUUCUGUACGAGGUAACCUGGAAGACUGUCAUGCAGAUUUGCAAGAAACAUGUGAAAUCGGCCGCCGUUCACAUCCAAAGGCACUGUUCGACGAAUCGCUCGGAACGAUUGUACAUGGACUGGAUCUGGUGGAUAUUCCAAGGGCUGCCCUUCCAGCACCUGGUGCGCGUGAUGGACUGCUUCUUCCACGAAGGCGUUAAAGUAUUAUACAGGACGGCGAUGGCCGUGCUGGUCCUCUUCUACAAGUGCUCGUCGCCGUCGUCGUCCGAAUGGCUGGCGGAGAUCCAGAAGAACGGCGUCGACAGCGCCCUCACCAAGUUCUGCAAGGAGAUGCCGGUGGUGCCGCAGAAGGUGCUGAAGGUGGCCUUCGGCAUCCGGGGGCUGAGCUCCUCGUAUAUAUCGAGGGUAUUUUUGAAGACUGAAAUGAUUUUAAGGAGCAAGAACGUGAUGAACGGCUCCAGGCAGUUGGUGAGGUCGAGGAGCAGCGAGAAUUUGCCGAAUAGCCAGAGCCAGAACAACAUACAGAUGGUGUCGCAUACGCUCACCAUCAGAGAAGGAGCCCAUUCGCCAGGUCCCCGUACCCUAUCCAUGGGAGUAUAUCCCGUGCAGAACGUUAACUCGGUUAUACUCGAUCAACAGGAUUUACUGACCCUUUGGUCGUGGUUGCCGGUGAGAAUCACGAUGUACCAACCGAUCCUCCUCUACACCACCGAAGAGCACGGUUGCUCGUUGACGACCUUCUACGUCCGGGUGGAACAGCACGAGCCCACAUUGCUCAUGAUCAAGACGUGCAACAACGAGGUGUUCGGUGCGUACUGUUCGUCGCGAUGGGGCGAGAGGAAUAUAAAAGACGACAGGGGUAAUAGGCAGGCGUAUUUCGGAACGGGGGAGACCUUCCUGUUUUCGCUGUACCCCGAACGGGCCAAGUAUCCCUGGGUGGGCAUGGAAGGCGAUAAAGUCCAGCACGGGGCCGAGCUGUUUAUGGCGGCCGAUUCCAAGAUGAUCACCAUCGGUGGCGGCGAGGGCCAGGCGAUUUGGAUGGACGAGAACAUCAGGUACGGCAAAACGGACAAAUGCGCGACGUUCAACAAUCCGCCGUUAGUGCCGGGCGGCGAUUUCGAGAUUCGAGUACUGGAAGUGUACGGUUUCGCCACGGAUCAACUUAGCUAGACAACGAUUCCCAUCGAAGAUUAGGCGGAUAGCCGAUGAUGGUAGAAAACAAAACGAAACACUAGGUUUAAAACACAUAAAAUAUGUUAGUUAAUGUAAUAUUUGUAUGUCGAAAGCCUGUCUUCUAAUUCGUAAACGUGUUAGGUGUUAUGAAAUGUAUGUUGUGGCUUACAUUUCCUGUAUUUUCUUCUGUCGAAGAGAGGUGAACAAUAUUCAUCUGCAUUCCACCAAAUGCUUGAAAAUGAUUGUUGCUUUUAUUAACGUUGUUUGGGGGUCGAUUGAAAUAUUGCAACUUGGAUAUUUGCGAGAAGCGACUGGGGUAGUUCAUACGUACUAAUUCGUCUCGAAAAAUAUUCGCGUAUUUUGCCGUCGUUUCCGCAAAUAUCUAUUAAUUGGAGAAAUCGCACUUCCAGAAUUUUUUGUUAGAUGAAUGUUUGAACAAAUGUAAUAAUCCGGAGGAUAUUAUCGCUGUACCGUUGCUCUUCAGUACACCGAUUACAAGUACUACGUCUAGUCGUAUUAGAACACAUUUUAGACUUUUAAGUUUUUAAGAUUGUCGUAACUCGUUUUUUUUCUUGUACAUUUUAAUUGAGGUACUCCGUGGUACUACAGACGUGCGUUGAAAAUGAUGCCGGUUUGAUUUUUUGAUGCAAAAUUACACUGUUAUUUUUAGAAUGAAAUUUGAUCUGCGUGUUUAAAUGAAAUCUUUCGUAAAUUAUUAUUUUACCUAAAAGCAUUCCAUAUGUUUUUUAUCUUGUUGCGUUGUUAUUUUUACGGAGCAUUAUUUAUAUUUUGUUUGUAGUACGACGGGUUACUAUUUUUUUUUUUGUAAAUAUAAUCAAUAGUUAUAUAUUUUGUUCAUAGAUUCGCUAGAAAUAUUUUUAUUUUUUUUUUUGAAAUUUUGAAAAAUUUCGAGCACUUUUUUUAUUAUCGCUGCUAACUUUUAAUGUAUUAUAUGAGUAUAUAUUGUGUAUAUUAUCUUAGCUUUAGACACGUUAUAUGGUUUUAUUUUAUUGGAAUUUUUCAAAAUUUCCACCAUGUUAUUAUUUAUGAAAGGUUUUACUUUUUUUAUAACGUCGAAGAGGAAGAUUUAUCCACUGCGCGCGGGACGAGUCAAUUCAAGUUUAUUCUGCAAAAAAUUUCCAACAGUAUUUUCGCGAGUCCUGCGCGUAUGCAAAAAAUUGACAUUGCGUUCGUGCCAAAAAUUUUACAACUCAUUUGCGGCAUAGAAAGUAUUUUUUUGUACAAAUCUUCACGAAGUAUUAUGAGUAUUUUUUUUUGUUUGUUGUAUUUUAUCGACUGAGGAAAUUUCUAAUGCGAAAAUGAGUCUUAUGGUGAAUGUGUUCUACGAAUUAGAUAUCUGAGAUAAAAAAAAAAUAGUUGAAGUAGGUAGAUCAACGGGGUUUCGCUAGAAAUCCCGCUAUCUAGAAUCGUAGACGAAAAAUAUUAACCUGGUUGCUCAUUUUUUAUCAAGGCAUAUCACGUUAUUUUUAUUUUUGUAACAUCACAUUUUUCAUUCAUUCGAAUUCUAGUCUUUUGCAACCGGUAAUUUGUUCUAUAAACCUUUGGGAGGUAUUCCUAAAUGAAAUUUUUCGAUCAAAAAGUGCAGUAUCAGAACUCAUGAUGGUUUAAACAUGCCGAAGAGUACCAAUUAGAACCACUUUACAUAAAUUUUACGCAUUUGAACCGUCGUGUUUUUUGAAUCAUGAAAAGUAUUAUAUUAUCUUUGCAAAUUGGUAUAUAUUUAAGAAAAUAUGAUUGUUAAGUUUGUUGAAAAAUUGGUUAUUUUUAAAAGAUGUUUGUUGAUUGCGUUCGAGUAUGGCGAGUAUGAAGAUUUUUAUUCUAUUUAAAACGCGCGUUAUCUAUAGAAGAAAAUGUGAGUACAAAAAAUUAUACAUAUUUCAGGAAAGUAUUUAGCGUGUUUAGAAAUUAACGUUAAUGGAAAGGAUUUGUAGCACUCAUUUCGUAUAUAUCGCAAGCUUUAAUGACGUACAAAAAUUCGUACUUUAAUGAACUCAUUGAAAAUGUAUCCUGUUCUAAUUUUAGUUCAUAUAUUAAUUUAUAAACAGGCUCCGUUACUAGAGAAUCGCCAUUUAUUAUUUAUUAUUCUCCGUAACUUUAUCGAAUAUACAAGGUGAGUGAGCAAUUCUUCGACUUGUGCAAUGAAAUUGAGCAAGUUCCUUUUUGUUUUAUUGAGCAGUGUUUAGAAUGUGAUCGUUGUAAAAGAGUUUAUAUUGAAUAGAUUAGAAAACUAUAGGAAUUUAAAAGCUCAAUAGUUGAUCUAAAACUGAGACCAGUGGAAAGUGAAUAUUGCAUUUGUACUAUUUACCAAUAUUCAUGAAACUCUUGAAAAGAAAAUUGUUUGUAGUCGUUUCGAUAUAAACUCGAUAUAUUAAAUGUUGCAAAAAGAAAUCGUUGUUAAGGAAAUUAUAAAUUCUUUUUAUAUACAUCAACGAUGUUUCACGCCUAGCGUUGCUUGUAAAUCGUUUCUCAAAGCUUAUUAUUGUACGUAUUACUAUAUGUAUAGCAUUAUCAGUUUUAUAGUAAGAGUAGUUGUUAUGAAUGAUAUUUAAUACGUCGACGGAGGACAUAUUGAGUGGAAAAAAUCGCACAAACCGCAAAAUGUUCAUUCACGACAGGCUGUUCUACUGUACAAAUUAAUGUUAUUUACCGGGAAAAACCCGUAGAAAAUGAACGUGCGUUUGGCAACUUGCAAUAUGUUCUCUACGCUAACCUCAUUGAUGUUUAAAUUUCGUUUUUUUUUUCGUUGUCAAAGUUAAUAAGCAAUAACUCAUGUGAUAUUUCGGCCGAGAUUAAGACGCCUCGGGCGAUCGGGAAGCUUCCCCAUUGCCCGAUUGUUUUGAUCUUGGACGGAAAGAGUUAAAAGAAAAAAAGUGAUUUUAUUUAAAGUUCGAUCAUUCUGACUGUUUUACUUGUAGUUACCGGUCUUGUUCUUUGUACUGAUGUAUUUAAUGUAUUAUUAGUAUUCACGUUAGUCUUAUCCAAUCUCAUAAAUGUCUUGAUAUUAACCAUCGUUUUAUUUAUCGCGUCCUCCCUCGUUCGGAGUCCUAAAGGAAUGUAAUAAAGGAUCGGAAUAACUUG